This is a messenger RNA of Aspergillus thermomutatus, 1002 nucleotides long. RefSeq names its product NAD(P)H-dependent flavin oxidoreductase. Bases 1 to 1002 code for a protein of 333 amino acids. Gene Ontology annotation, molecular function: nitronate monooxygenase activity. The record is from RefSeq and is a predicted model, not a curated record. The transcript has 4 exons. Lineage: Eukaryota; Fungi; Ascomycota; Eurotiomycetes; Eurotiales; Aspergillaceae.
AUGCCUUUCCACACUGCGUUAACGAGGAAACUGGGCAUUACCAUCCCUGUUGUACAGGGUGGUAUGCAAUGGGUUGGAUACGCAGAGCUCGCUGCGGCGGUUAGCAACGCAGGUGGUCUGGGAAUUCUCACUGCACUCACGCAACCCACCCCCGAAGACCUCCGCAAAGAGAUUCGCCGAUGCCGGACCAUGACCAAGAACCCCUUCGGCGUGAACCUGACCCUCCUCCCAGCCCUCGUGCCCCCAGACUACGCCGCCUAUGCACAGGUCAUCAUCGACGAAGGCAUCAAGAUCGUCGAGACAGCCGGCAACAACCCCGGCCCCGUGAUUUCGCAGCUGAAGAAGGCCAACACGAUCAUCCUGCACAAGUGCACGACCAUCCGCCACGCCAAGUCCGCCGUGAAGCUGGGCGUCGACUUCCUCUCCAUCGACGGCUUCGAGUGCGCCGGCCACGUCGGCGAGCACGACAUCACUAACUUCAUCCUGCUCAGCCGGGCGCGCCAGGAGCUCAAGGUUCCCUUCAUCGCCUCGGGUGGGUUCGCGGACGGACAGGGUCUUGCGGCCGCGCUGGCGCUCGGUGCGGAAGGUAUCAACAUGGGUACUCGUUUCAUGUGCACUGUUGAGGCGCCCAUCCAUCAGAAGGUCAAGGAGGCCAUCGUGGCGUCGGACGAGAACAACACCAACCUUGUUUUGAGACGGUGGAGGAACACCACCCGUCUGUUCAAGAACAAGGUUACGGAGGAGGCACUGAAGGUCGAGAGGGAGAGCAAGACAGGCGAGUUUGCCGAGAUCGCGCCCUUUGUUAGCGGCAAGAGAGGCCGUGAGGUGUUCCUGAACGGCGACGUCGACUACGGUGUAUGGACCGCUGGUCAAGUCAUUGGUCUGAUUCACGACAUCCCAACGUGCGCGGAUCUCCUGCAGCGGAUUGAGAAAGAGGCCGUCGUGGCCAUCGAUCGGUCCAGGUCGUUGCACACGGCAACCGCAGGCCAAAGCAAGCUGUGA